UGUAGACUGCACUGGGGUCAGUGUGUCCGUUAUUUCCAAUGUUAUUGAGGGGGACUGUAGACUGCACUGGGGUCAGUGUAGCUGAUGCUACGGUGAAGUGCUGACGCUGAAAUGCUGCUGCCGCUGAAAUGCCCUUUUUAGGGCAUAAAACAGUGGGGUUGUGCAUAUGACAGACCAUUUUCUCACGAGGAGAUCUUCCCACAGCCCCACUGCAACGCUGCCAGGCUUACAGCCAUUCACCCUGCCUGAUCACAGAGGAUGAAGGCUCCUCUGAUGGCCAUGCUCCUGGCCGUGCUCCUGGCCCUGCCGGCGGUGCUGAACCCCCUGCCCUCGGUCCCACUGGACUGUGCAGACGUGUACAGCAGCGGUGUGGGCCGGAGCGGCGUGUACACCAUCUACCCCGCGGGACCUACCUCCCCCGUCCAGGUCUUCUGUGACAUGGGCUGUGAGGAAGACUCUGAUGGAGGAAGAUGGACAGUGAUCCAGAGAAGAAUGGAUGGAUCAGUGAACUUCUACAGGGGGUGGGACCAGUACCAGCGCGGCUUUGGCCCAGCGUCUGGGGAGUACUGGCUAGGACUGGAGACCAUCCACCUCCUCACUCGGCAGAAGAGUUAUGAGUUGAGGGUGGACAUGCAGGACUUUGAAGGGGGCAAAGUUCACGCUCAGUACUCCUCCUUCUCUAUCCAGUCCGAGUCAGAGGGGUACAAGCUGCUGGUGACUGGGUUCACAGAUGGAGGAGCAGGGGACUCUUUGACUUAUCACAAUGGCCACAAGUUCAGCACCUUUGACCGAGACCAGGAUGCCGCUCCUGAGAACUGCGCCAAGUCCUACGAUGGCGCUUUCUGGUAUAACAGCUGUCACUACGCAAACCCCAACGGUCUCUACGCAUGGGGAAAGGACUCAAAGAAUGCUGUUGGUGUAAACUGGUACCAUUGGAAGGCUUAUGAGUACUCUCUGAAAUCUAUUAAGAUGAAGAUCAGACCUGUGGGCCUGGGCCAAUCUCAGUAGGGCUUCCUCUCUACUGCGUAUGUCAGUCUGUGACAUACUGUCUGUGUGACACUGUCAGGGUUGG
Messenger RNA from Megalops cyprinoides (Indo-Pacific tarpon), 1072 nucleotides. RefSeq names its product microfibril-associated glycoprotein 4-like. The transcript has 5 exons. Bases 259 to 1008 code for a protein of 249 amino acids. NCBI's taxonomy places the organism in Eukaryota, Metazoa, Chordata, Actinopteri, Elopiformes, Megalopidae. Gene Ontology annotation, biological process: elastic fiber assembly. The record is from RefSeq and is a predicted model, not a curated record.